CUAGAGACCUGGGGGAGCCUUUCAACAGGUAAUGGGCAGAGGCACAAGCAGACAGAAAUCAUAUUGGGGAAAACCACACCAUCAAGUUUCCUUAAUUAUCUAUUGCAAAGGAGACUGCCUCUGUUUUCAAAGAGAGCCAUGGAGCAUUACUUCCAUGGGAUUGGGUUGCUAAGCUUUCCCAGCAAGGAGAAACUGGAAGAAAGCUUUGGAAGACAGAGAUUUUGAAAAAGGAGAGAGAGGCAGUUUGUCUAAUUGCCAAAGGUUCUGACUCAGAAAAUACAGGGGAAACAUGACGGGAAGUAGAGAGGGAUCUAACACUGAGCUUGGGCAAAGAUAUUGAGAAGUUUCUAGUGGGAUAUUUUGUUGUGGGAGAUAAAACACCAAUCAAAAGCAUAAUCAAAAGUUAUUUCUGGGGUAGGUUAGUGACUAGCAGAUGAGUUGAUCUGAGACUGUGACCUAACACUUCCUCUCUGUAUUACUGUCUGCAACUUAGUGCCUGGAACUGAAUAAAUGAGAGUUGAGUGGCUCUGGAGGGAAAUCAUCUGCACAGAUAUGAAACUGGGGUUUGGGUUGCAGAUGGCACAAAGAGAGGUGGGGGGAGAGAGAGAGCUUCUGCAGAUACCUGGUUCUCCUGCCUUCCCACCUCUUAAGCCAACAGAUAUGAGUGAGUGGAAAUAGGUAGUGGUUUUGCUCUCACAGCCACAGGAAGCAUAUUCCCUGUCUUCUAGCAGCAACACCAGAGGCCUGGGCUCUGGUGGUGCCCUCUAAGGCCCCUGCUGCAUGUCACUGUGCUGACUUUUGUUAAAAUACUAAUCAACAAUGUUACAAGGAAGGUUUCCUUUUCUAAAUACUCAAUCUAGAGGCCAGGAAAGGGUCACCCACUAAUUCUUUGCCUGUGCCCAAGUUUCAGGACAAAGGGCAUGUGUGGCAACUAUGGGCUGCUUAACUAAACAAGAUAAUCUUUCUUGACUUAUCUCUUAGUAAGCUGAGGACCAUGUUCCUGUUUCUACCAUUCCUUCUCCUUCUUCUGAGUCUGGUGACAUUAUAUACUGUAACCAAUAGGGAGGUUCAAAAGACCUGCCCAGUGAUGGCCUGUAUUCCUCCAGGCAUGAAUGGUUUCCCAGGCAAAGAUGGACUUGAUGGAGCCAAGGGAGAAAAGGGAGAACCAGGUCAAGGGCUCAGAGGCUUCCAAGGCCCACCUGGAAAUUUAGGACCUGCAGGCCCCCCAGGUCCCCCUGGAUCAAAAGGGGCAGUGGGUAAAAAGGGAGACCCUGGAACAUGUCCAGCAUGUGACACUAGCAGAGCUGCUUCUGAAAGAGCAGCUUUCAAAGCAGAAUUGGAAAGCAUCAAAAAGUUGCUAUGGUUUUCUGUCACCAAAAAAGUUGGAAAGAAGUUCUUCUGGAACAGUGGCGAAACAAGAAAUUUUGACAGUGCUAAGGCUCUGUGUGCCCAAUUCCAGGCCUCCAUGGCACCACCCAACGCUGAAGAGAAUCAGGCCAUCCAGAGUUUGGUCAAAGACUCCGCCUUCCUAGGCAUAACAGAUAAGGAGAAUGAAGGCCAGUUUGUGGAUAUGGCAGGAAGGAGAGUGACCUACCGAAACUGGAACAAGGGUGAGCCCAACAACACUGACUCUGGGGAACACUGUGUGCUGAUGCUCUUGGAUGGCACCUGGAAUGACGCCACCUGCUCCUCCUCCUUUAUGGCAGUCUGCAAGUUCCCUGCCUGAGGCCACGUGCCCCUCAGCUCCCCCUGUGACUUUACUGCACCCUGAAGACCGACAGUCUGCUCUGAAGGUGAAGACAUCAAUUUUCCACACGUAGUCAUGAGUUGCUCCUUUUUUGGAGCAUUGCAGAAAAUGAGGAGAAGGGAUUGAAUGAUGGGAUGGGGAGGAGAGAAAUGAGAAGAGGCUGAUAAUGGAGCAACAUAUAUUUCUGUUUCAGUCCAAAACACUAAUAAUGAACACUAACAACAACAUAACAGUGAUAGUUUUAGGAGUUGCGUGGUAAAAUUAAUAAUACAUUUUAAACGUUCACUUUGAGCAAGAUGCUACAUUUUUCUAUCUUUCAAUUAUUAUCUCAUGUAAUUAAGCUAUGGCAUUUUUGUAAGUCCUUGUUCAGGUACAAAAAUAAACUGAGUUCACUUAUCCACUUACUACAAA
Molecule: messenger RNA, 2158 nt
Organism: Marmota monax (woodchuck)
Lineage: Eukaryota; Metazoa; Chordata; Mammalia; Rodentia; Sciuridae
Product: mannose-binding protein C-like
Biological process (GO): positive regulation of phagocytosis; surfactant homeostasis
Cellular component (GO): multivesicular body; rough endoplasmic reticulum
Source: RefSeq, a predicted model, not a curated record